Messenger RNA from Haliotis rubra (blacklip abalone), 3709 nucleotides. RefSeq names its product BTB/POZ domain-containing protein At5g48800-like. Bases 517 to 2334 code for a protein of 605 amino acids. Lineage: Eukaryota; Metazoa; Mollusca; Gastropoda; Lepetellida; Haliotidae. The record is from RefSeq and is a predicted model, not a curated record. Gene Ontology annotation, molecular function: protein binding. The transcript is spliced from 3 exons.
CGCGAAACUAGAGCCCGACUCAGACAUGUUGGAACAUGGGUAACUAUUAUCGCUCCACAUCAAUAACAAACAGCUAGUGGCGUUGAACUAGUACCCCUAGUCAGUUGUGUGUUGCGUUUUGUAAGCACAAGCUGGGUUCUUGGCUUCAUGACAGCAGCGGUAUUUAAAAGACAUAUAUCACUUUACAGAAAGGGAAAAGAAACGGGACAUAUUUGCUCUGUUGUUUUGUCGCCUACUAGACAUUUCCGGAACUUUACCGAUUCUGGGACUGACAAGGUAGGGCGCGAAUUGACAUUAUUGUGACAAAUGGUACGUGUAUUGUUUCACACUGCUGGUGGAGAACACGGUCUCCUUUCAACCGCACAUGUAUUUUAGUUGUAGCGUUGGUUGUUGCUAGGCAGCGUGAGUGACAGUAAAUAUGAUAUUGACACUGACAGGCAUGUCAAUGAUAUAGAAAGCCUUGAUCUACGAGCAGACGACACACCGUGCUACGAUUUACAACAAUUUUCAGUCAAAAUGAAUUUCUCAAGGUUUCGUGAGACGGGAGAUUUGUCCGACCUGACAGUGAAUGUUGACGGCAACACGUUUAAACUGCAUAAAUUCCCGCUGUACACUAAGUCGGGGUACUUCAACAACCUCGCUCGCGGCAACAUAUCGGAUACUCAAAAGGUGGAGUUGACAAACUUUCCGGGUGGUCAAGAUAUUUUCAGCCUCGUUGCUGAUUUCUGUUACAGCAUGAACUACGAUUUGACUAAAAACAACAUCGUCCAAGUACGAUGUGCUGCGGAAUAUCUUCAAAUGAACGGAGAAGCAAAUCUAAUCGAGAUAUCUGAAAAAUUCCUCCAAGAUACAAUUACGUCUGCUAAAAUGAGUCGUUCGAGUGCUGGGAUCGUUACCUUGCUGUUAUAUUGUGCUACUGUUGGGACGCUUGCUGAGAGAGCCGGGAUAGUGGACCAGUGUAUCGAGGCUCUAGUUGACUGCUGGUUAAAACUACCCACACGCUUCAGCAGCCCGACUUCCAAGAAGCCUUCAGAGGAAAAAAGCGAGAAAGCUUCCAAUAACCUAUACACUCUACCUGUGGAAUGGUUUGUUAAAAUUCUAACGCAAGGAAAAGAAAAGGGAGUGAAGCUCUCCGAGUUAGGAGAAAUGGCGAUAAGGUAUGUCACGAUUGCUAUAGAAAAAGAUGAGGCAGACGACACCAAAUCGAAGUCAGAUUCUAAAGGAAAGAUUCAAGAUAAAGAUGAUUCAACCAAAACGAGCACAAUAAGUUCGAAAUCUACAGACAAAUCAGUCGUUAAGGUUGACAUUUCAAAAGUCUUAGACGCGAUCCUUAUGGUGUUGCCUGAAGAGGCGUAUGCUGUAUCGGAGGUGACUACAGAGUGGAUAACGAAAGUUCUCAGGGUAGCAACAGCUCGUGUUUGUUCUUGUCGUGAAGUCCUAGUCAAGAUUGCAGGAGAAAUGCUCAACAAGCUCUCCCCGGAGGAUUUGUGUAUUAUCUCGCCGUCUGUUCUACACGACAUCGUGCUGGAGUCGACCAGGGGCGACGGAGACCAUGCCGAGAACGCAUGCAAGCUUGUGGAUACCUAUAUGUCUGAGAUGGCACGCAAGGGCGUCCUGACGGCAGAGACGUUCAAACUUCUAGCUUCCGCAGCGCCAUCUAGCGGCAGAGUCACCCAUGAUAAAAUGUAUGAGGUCCUUGAAUACAUCCUUAAGACAGAGAAGGACAAGCUUGGCAAGGAGCAGAAGCGGGAGCUCCUGGAGCAGGUUAACUUCAACCUGUUGUCGGAGGGGACGCUGCAGCAAGCCUUCGACUCGGAUAUCGUCCCCCAGUCUCUUGUUGCCCGUGGGGCACUGGCUCUGUGCCAUAAGCUUAGGUCCGAGCUGGACUCGGUCAAAUACAUCGCCCAGAUGCAGGAGGAGGAGCUGCAGAAGUACCAGGCCAGGGCAGCAACAUCCCCCCUGGCUCCAGCCAACGCUUCCAGGAACUCGGAUUCCGGUUUCUCCGACUCCCGAGAGAGCCUCAAGGCCAGCCCGGACACCACCGAUGCCGUGAAGGCUGCCCAAGACGUCCUCUCUGCAGCCAGAUCCAAACUCUCCGGUCCGAUCUAUUCCAGCCAUCGCGUCUCCCAUCUGCCCUAUAACGCCCCAGCUUCUUCCUACUCAGCCUCCACAGGUGUCGAGCACGACAUCAGCCUCGAUGACGAACUGGAGUUCAAGUUCGAUCGCAGCUUCCGGAGUUUGGACCAGAGAGCCAAUCAGCGACGUCCCACGUACAACCCCUCUUCCAGCCACACCAAACAUCGGACCUACUUCCCGUACUCACAUAGGUACUAGGUUUUACAAGCUAAUAUUCUCCGUGUGUGUGCGUGCGCACGCACGCACACACACACACACGCACACAACUCUUCGAUCAGGUUUGUCAGCAAGAGAACUGGAAUCUUUGUAAAUUUUCAAAUUGGACAGUUUGCUUAACUUAACCUCACGAUCUACAACGUCCUUUUGGAAUUGAUAAUGCUUCAAUCUCAGUCCAUAUCCAAUCUCAAUGAAGUCAGAUCUUAGUUCUCACUCCACUAAAUAAAGGUACUUUAUAUUUAUUUUAAUAAUUUUCAACAUCAUUAUGACAUUUGAUAGAGGAAUUGAUUGUAUGAAGCACUGUGGAAUGUGGUAACUAUUUAACGUGGCCCAUUGUCUCUAUAUUCAACAAAACGGGUGAAAACAGCAGUCUGUGAUUUCUGUGAUUGAUUGUGAGGGUUUGUAUCAAAGAUAGUUGUGGCGUAAAUUCGUAGUCAAUGCUACUAAAUGCUCUUACGAAAGCAAGGCAGUGUUUUGUGGGAAUCCGUUCCUAAAGCAAAAAAAAUCUUUGAAACGAUCCCUACCUCAUGUACAUAAUUAUAUUUCAUGAAUUAAUUCACACAACGACGAUAAUACUUCUGUAUAUAUAUAUAGUGCGUAUUUCUUCUAUUGCCAAACCUGAUUACACUGAUUUUACACAGAAAUUACCAACUGAAAGGGUAUAUUUUAAUGUAUAUAUAUUUCAUGCAUGUUUAUAAUUUAUGAUUUCCCGAUACUAAGCUUAAAGCAGACACAAUACAUAUUUAUGAUUUCCUGUAUGCACAUGUAGAUUUUACUGGAAUAGUGCCAAUACGUGAUUACAAUUCAAAAUUCUAUUAUAAAGUCACUUAUGUUGAAAGAGAAAUUGUGCUCUAUUAUAUUCUACUUACGUUGGUUCCAUGGCCCUUGUGACUACAGUAUUCAUAUUUCCGGGGUAUUCUGUUUGUGUUUAUAAAUCUGAAAUAACAUUGUACUUGUGUAAUGAAUGCUUAAAACGUUGUGCUUAUACAAUUUGUCUUUUAUCGCCCGGAUGCGAUGUUUUGAAAAGUGACUAUUUAAGGUUUACCUAUAUUAAGUGCUAGACUGGAACCCUGUCAAGUGAUCACAUAUAUACGUGCUAAGUCAGGACGCAUCCCGCUGGAGGAACAAGUCUGUUUAAUUAAGUACUACGAUUUCCUAUGCCUAUAUUCCUAUGUUCAGUAGGUUUAUUCACAUGAUACAACGAAAAGACACGUACUGGGAAUAACGCCAAAAUAUUGUUGUGAGACUGAACGAAUGGUUUAAUUAUGCAAACUGGAAAUGAUAUACUCAGUAAUUCCGCUAUUUUUGUUCAUAAUGUUUAGUAUGGUGAUGAUUAUAAAAUAUGUGAAACAAGAAA